Psylliodes chrysocephalus is the source of this 1470-nucleotide messenger RNA. The record is from the annotation of a GenBank genome assembly. Lineage: Eukaryota; Metazoa; Arthropoda; Insecta; Coleoptera; Chrysomelidae.
AUGCGUUUGUUGGUCCUUUUUAACAAAGAAGAGUUUUCAGUGCAAAUGCUAGGAGGAAAGGACUUUGCAAUGUAUGCUCAAGAAACCAGUGUUGAAGAGAUCGGAAAUAAUACAAAAACAUCACUAAGAAGUGAACCGUCUCCUGAAAACGACAGAGAACAAAUAGCGGUUUUCUCUCAGCCAUCUCAACAUCAGAUGCCGUUAUUUUACAAUUGUUCUCAACAAUAUCAACAGCAAAAUUUUAAUGCAGACUUUGCAAUGUAUGCGCAGGAAGAGAUUGGAAAUAAUACAUUAACACCACCAGGAAGUGAUCCGUCUACUGAAAACGAUGUAGAUCAACAAGCGGUUUUCUCUCAACCACCUGAAUAUCAGAUGCAGUUAUUUUAUAAUAGUUUUCAACCAGAUCAGCAGCAAACUUUUAACGCAGACUUUGGAAUGUAUGCUCAAGAAACCAGUGUUGAAGAGAUCGGAAAUAAUACAAAAACAUCACCAAUAAGUGAACCGUCUCUUGAAAACGACAGAGAACAAAUAGCGGUUUUCUCUCAACCACCUCAACAUCAGAUGCCGUUAUUUUACAAUAGUUCUCAACCAAAUCAACAGCAAAAUUUUAACGCAGGUUUUGGAUUUUCACAUACAGACUUUGCAAUGUAUAUGCAGGAAGAGAUUGGAAAUAAUACAUUAACACCACCAGGAAGUGAUCCGUGUACUAAAAACGAUGAAGAUCAAGAAGCGGUUUUUUUUCAACCACCUCAAUAUCAGAUGCCGUUAUUUUAUAAAAGUUUUCAACAAGAUCAGCAGCAAAAUUUUAAAGCAUACAAUGAAAAUUAUCCUUAUAUUCAAAAUUCCUGGAAUUAUCCGAACUAUUAUGGCCAUAAUUAUUAUCCUUCCAUCCAUGGACAUUUAUCAGGAAUGAUGCAAUCAGCAGCUCAAUACUACCAGCAACCACACCAUUCACAAAUAUAUGGAGACUAUAAUAGAAGAGUCAAUAAUGAAAAUAAUGUCUUCAAUGCGCAUGAAUCAUUGUUGAAAAAGCCAAGGGGAAUACGUUCAUUAUAUUCCGCCAAACAGAUUUUUGAGUUGGAAACCUAUUUCCAAAGUAAGAAGUAUCUUCCAAGAAUGGAUCGAGCAAAAUUAGCCCAGAAAAUUAAGUUAUCGGAAAAACAGAUUAAAGUUUGGUUUCAAAAUAGAAGAAUAAGACAUAAGAAAGUUUUAAGUUCAGGUCCUAAUCCUACCUUCCAGGCAACAUCAACUAACAUGAAAGAAGAUAGCGUUAAAGUCAAAAUUGAGCCAACAGGAAACGAGGUGGAGAUAAAUAAAAAUACAAUUGAUGAAAACGCUGAAGCGUUUGUAUUAAGGGACAUACAGAACUUCACACAAGCUGAAGAAUUUUCCCAAGAUGCCAAUUUUAUAACGACUCGACCAGAAGAAGUUCAGCAUAUUCUUAAUGCUCUUGUAGGUAUUCAAAAAUAA